AUGCUGCGACAGCUUCGUCGAGCUCGCCCAUCGCCUUUGCGCACGCUCUCAGCCCCACUACUACCAUCAGGUCGGAGGUUCCAGAGCAACACCCCUGAUCCCAAAUCAAGCCCCACAUCAUCGUCCUCCUCGUCCUCGUCCUCGUACUCGUCCGUCAACGCGGACGAAGUAGCACACUUCAAUGCUCUCGCCGCCUCCUGGUGGGAUCCCCACGGCUCCUCCCGCAUCCUGCACCUGAUGAAUCCUCUGCGCCACGACUUCAUCCGCGACUGUCGCGCGAGUGAGCCGGACCAAGCACCAUCACCCGCGCGCAAGCUCCGCUACCUCGACAUCGGCUGCGGCGGCGGCAUCUUCGCCGAGUCUGCCGCCCGCCUGCCCACCACCGAGUCCGUCACGGCCGUCGACCCGACCCCCGAGGUCCUGAGGGUUGCACGCUUGCACGCCGCCAAGGACCCGUCGCUGGCUCCCAAGUUGACGUAUGUCAGUGGCGCCAUCGAGACGUUGCCGCUGCCGGCCACCGACGAGGCCAAGUACGACAUCGUCAGCUUGUUCGAGGUCGUCGAGCACGUCGACAAGCCGUCGGCCUUCCUGGACCGGUGCGGCGAUUUUGUGCGCCCGGGCGGCUGGCUGGUGCUGAGCACCAUCGCGCGGACGUGGACGAGCUGGUUCACCACAAAUUUCAUGGCGGAGGAUGUACUGGGUGUUGUGCCUAAGGGGACGCACGACUGGGAUAAGUACAUCAACGAGGAGGAACUUAGGAAUUUCUUUGCUAGGAGGGAGGGGUGGAGUAGCCCGAGGGUAAUGGGUGUUGUGUACGUGCCUGGUCUGGGCUGGAAGGAGGUUGCUGGUAGCGAGAAGGUUGGGAAUUACUUCUUUGCGCCCAAAGCAUCUGCUCAUAUCGAGGACCUUCAUGAGUUUCAGCUUUGCUCACCACCCGGCAUGAAGUACCAGUGGGCCAAGAGCAAGGGCAAGGAAGGCCACGACAGCUUCCAAAGCAUGCGAAUGAUUCUCGAUUCACAGCAUUGGGUGCUAUAUUCCCGCCUUGCCACCCUCCUGCCCAUCCCGGAUGCGGCCAGCCAAAAGGGCAAAAAUUGGGGGGUUGACGAUUUCGACCCCCUAGACAGGACCAAGCACCAGAAGAUGGCGAGUGAAAUGGAUGUCGAAAAGGACGCGGCCAACAACAUCCUCGGGCGGCUAGACACUUCGACGAGCAGCGACAAGAUGGAGAAGAUCUCAAUUGAGAAGGCCUCGAUGGACGAAGAGAAGACUGAGACAGGCACCACGGACACCGCAAACGGCGAUGAGGCAAUAUACGAAUCCAUCAGGCCAGCAACGGCUACAUCUGCCGGCGCCAGAGCCACGGGGAGGUCAGCAGUGAGAACACGCUCAUCCGGAAGGUCGACGAGGUCCCUCAGCCGCGUGCGAUCUUACAACGGGUACGGCUGCGACGCGGACGAUGAUCCGGACUCGUCGUCAGGGGACUCGGGCAACGACGCGGAGAAGGGCCAGGCUGGGGCGGCGGGGCGCGAGAAGGACGACUUUGAGGUGAGCUUCGAGGGCGGCAACGACGACCCGUGGUGCCCGCGGAGCAUGAACACGGGGCGCAAGUGGGCGAUCGUGGGGAUCACGUCCAUGGGCAGCUUCUGCGUGACGUGCGCGAGCUCCAUCUACACGUCCACCUACACGCAGAUGGACGCCGAGUUUGGCUGCUCGCGCAUCGUCGCCACGCUCGGCCUGUCCAUGUUCGUCCUGGGCAUCGCCCUUGGCCCCAUGUGGAGCCCGCUGUCCGAGUUCUACGGCCGCCGGCCCAUCUACCUGGCUGCCUUUGCCGUCUUCACCAUCUGGAUUAUCCCAUCUGCUGUGGCGCGGAAUAUCGAGACCGUGAUUGUCAGUCGCUUCUUCCAGGGAUUGUCGGGCAGCGCGUUCUUGAGCGUGUCUGGUGGCACGGUUGGGGAUCUCUUCACGCCCGACCAGAUGCACUACCCGAUGAUCAUGUUCACUGCGUCGCCAUUCCUCGGCCCAAGCUUCGGACCUAUGAUCGGGGGAUUUAUUAACUCUAAUGUGAACUGGCGGUGGACUCACUAUAUGCUCAUUAUCUGGGCAUUCAUGAUAUGCCUAGCACUUGUGGUUAUUGUGCCGGAGACGUAUCACCCUGUCGUGCUGCGCAACAAAGCCAGGAAAAUCCGCGGAGACACCGGGGACGAACGGUGGAAGGCCCCCAUCGAGAAGACGAACAAGUCCCUCAUCCGCACCGUGGGGCUUUCGCUCCUGCGGCCCUUCCAGAUCCUGAUCUUCGAGCCCAUGGCGCUGAUCUUGAACCUCUACUCGGCGAUCCUUCUGGGCAUACUGUACCUCUUCUUUGGCGCCUUCCCCCUGGUCUUCCAGGGCACCUACGGCUUCAACCUGUGGCAGACGGGGCUGACCUUCCUGGGCAUGCUUGUUGGAAUGGUCUGCGCCGCCCUCAUGGGCCCGCUCUGGGUCAAGAUCCGGGCGCAGCUGAUCGAGAAGAACGAGAGGCUCACAGGUGUCGAGGGCAAGGCCGAGCCCGAGUACCGUCUCCCGUCCGCGAUACUGGGCAGCCUCUUGGUGACCAUCGGUCUAUUUUGGUUUGGGUGGUCCUCAUUGCCGUGGGUCCAUUGGAUCAUGCCGAUUAUCGGCUCAGCUAUUUUCGGCGCAGGGCCACCCAAACUUGGCCCGUCCGUCGUUAUCGACGUCGUUCGGCCCGUCAGCCUCAGCCGUCUGUGGCUCGAGAGCUCUGUGCGACUGUGGCACGCGAGGGAGAGACAAGGAAAAAGACGGCCCACGAGCGUACCAUUGAAUCAUGGGCUGGUCCCGUCCAAGGCGGGCUUUGCCACGCCGUUCCCUCGCAUGGUGUCUCUCUCUUCCCUUCCCGCUUUUGCUGUGAAUCUCGCAUUCUGCAUAUCCGGGACGCUGCGACUAACCGAUUGGAAACCUGUCUCACAGACACUGCUUGUUUUUUCCGGAACAUUCAGCUACCUUGUCGACGCCUAUCCUCUCUACGCGGCGUCAAGUUUGGCCGCAAACGCACUGGCUCGGUGCUCUUUCGCAGCUGCUUUCCCUCUGUUCGGGCUGCAGAUGUAUGAAAAGCUUGGUAACCAGUGGGCGACAUCGCUGUUGGCGUUCCUGACGGUAGCUAUGCUGCCAUUCCCAGCAGACCUGGUACCCCUUCGUCAAAAGUCCCUCCAGACACUCGCCCAGUAG
Messenger RNA from Diaporthe amygdali, 3222 nucleotides. Its product is annotated as fluconazole resistance protein 1. Gene Ontology annotation, molecular function: transmembrane transporter activity; 2-methoxy-6-polyprenyl-1,4-benzoquinol methyltransferase activity. Gene Ontology annotation, biological process: ubiquinone biosynthetic process; transmembrane transport. The transcript is spliced from 10 exons. The record is from RefSeq and is a predicted model, not a curated record. Bases 1 to 3222 code for a protein of 1073 amino acids. NCBI's taxonomy places the organism in Eukaryota, Fungi, Ascomycota, Sordariomycetes, Diaporthales, Diaporthaceae.